AUGUUCUCAUUUCAGGGAUGGUUGACCUUCAGGGAUGUGAUCGUGGAGUUCUCUCCGGAGGAGUGGGAGUGCCUGGGCCCCGCUCAGAGGGCCUUGUACAGGGACGUGAUGCUGGAGAACUACAGGAACCUGGUCUCCCUGGCUCUCUCUCCCAAAUGUAUGAUCAAGGAACUACCACCAAAAGAAAACAGUAAUACAGGAGAAGUAUUGCAGGCAGUUAUAUUGGAAAGACAUGAAAGCCGUGACACCGAAGAUCAUAGCUUUAGAGAAAUCCAGAAAAAUACUCAUGACUUUGAGUGUAAGCAGAGAGACGGUGAAACAAAUUUCGAAGGAGUGCUUGUGACCCUUAAUGAAAACCUCACUGGUAGGAGAGAUCAAUGUGGUAGAAGAGAUGCAAGAAAUAAACCUAUUGAUAACAGGAUUGGACCAAGGUUUCAGUCACAUCUGGCUGGAGUGCAGAUACUUCAGCCCAAAGCAAAAAUUUAUGAAUGUCACCAAGUGGAGAAGUCUGUCAACGAUAGUUCCUCAAUUUCACUACUGCAUGGAAUCCUUCCCAGAGUCCCGACCAACAACUCUAAUGAUCGUGGGAAUGAUCUCUUGCCUUCUUCAUUACUCACACAAGAGCAGAAAGCCCACAUUAGGGAAGAACCAUACAAACGUGAGGAGUGUGACCAAGCAGUUAAUCACGGUCUGCACCUCACUAGACAUCAGAUAAUCCAGACAGGAGAGAAACCAUAUAAAUGUGAGAUAUGUGGGAAGGUCUUCAGUCACAACUCACACCUUGCAUGUCAUCGAAGAAUUCAUACUGGAGAGAGACCUUACAGAUGCAUCGAAUGCGGCAAGGUCUUCAGUCGCAAUUCACACCUUGUCCGUCAUCACAGAAUUCACACUGGCGAGAAACCUUACCACUGCAAUGAGUGUGGCAAGGCUUUCAGUGAGUGUUCUAGUCUUAUGAACCAUCAGGUAAUCCACACUGGAGAGAAACCUUACAAAUGUAAUGAAUGUUGCAAGGUCUUCAGUCAGAGUUCAGGCCUUGCGAGUCACCGAAGAAUUCAUACGGGAGAAAAGCCUUACAAGUGCAAGGAGUGUGGCAAAGCCUUUACUUAUGGCUCACAACUCACUAACCACCAGGUAAUCCAUACCGGUGUGAAACCUUACAAAUGUAAUGAGUGCGGCAAGGCCUUUAAUCAGAGCUCACAUCUCACUAGACAUCAGAUCAUCCACACGGGAGAGAAACAUUACAAGUGUGACGAAUGUGGGAAGGUCUUCAGUUACGAUUCACACCUUGCACGUCAUCGUAGGAUUCAUUCCGGAGAGAAACCUUACCAGUGUCGUGAGUGUGGCAGAGCCUUUACUAUGUUAUCAAGCCUUACGUACCAUCAGGUGAUCCACACCAGAGAGAAACCUUACAAAUGUAAUGAGUGUGGCAAGGUCUUCAGUCAGAGUUCGAGCCUUCCCAGUCAUCGGAGAAUUCAUACUGGAGAGAAGCCAUACCAGUGUAAUCAAUGUGGCAGAUCAUUCAUUCAGCGCUCUAACCUCACUAGACAUCGGAUGAUUCAUACUGGAGAGAAACCUUACAAAUGUAAAGAAUGUGGCAAGGUCUUCACCCAAAAUUCAAGCCUUGUGAGUCAUCAGAGAAUUCAUACCGGGGAGUGAUCUUACAAAUGUAGUGAGUGUGACAACGCAUUUGAUUAUAAGUUCAAGCACGAAUUGGCAUCAGAGCGUCCACACUAAAGAGAAAGCAUAUACAGGUCAUGUGUGUGGCAGAGGACUUACACAGGCUUCACAACUCAACUGACAUCAGGAUAUACAUCUUUUUUUAUUUUAAUGUUUGUUUAUUUUUGAGAGAUGGAAUAU
Messenger RNA from Suricata suricatta (meerkat), 1857 nucleotides. RefSeq names its product zinc finger protein 665-like. Gene Ontology annotation, biological process: regulation of DNA-templated transcription. The record is from RefSeq and is a predicted model, not a curated record. NCBI's taxonomy places the organism in Eukaryota, Metazoa, Chordata, Mammalia, Carnivora, Herpestidae. The transcript has 2 exons. Bases 1 to 1656 code for a protein of 551 amino acids.